UGUGUAGAUUACCCUCUAUUUAGGCUGUGUUUGCGCGUGAAAGGAGAGGAGAAAACUCCACUGUACCGUUUAUCUUGAAUUUCCUCUCCGUUUGGUAGGAUUAACGGCCAAUAGAAUAUUUCACUUUCAAAUUUUGAAUUCGCAUCAGGAAGAGUUCCAGACUCUUAUCCGUCCAGAGAUGAUUGCUUGUUUCCAUAGCAAGAGAAAAGACCGCUAGAGAGAGAAACAGAGGGGAGAAAGGAGAGAGCACAGAACCUCGCCGGGAGUAGCAUCGGUCAUCUUGGAACAAUGGACGGUAUUCAACCUCCAUUUAAUUGUAGAUCGGGAUCCUGAAGCAGAUCACUGUAGUCUCAUCUGUUUCAUUGUGCAGCAUUUCAAUAGGGUUUGCCUCCGACCUUUUCUAAGUCUUAUCUGUUUGUCGAAAUUCACCUUGCUUCUUCGUGGGCUUACGUUUCUUUUUUUCACAACCCUAAUAAGUUGAAUGACGUUUCGGAUGCCAUCAUGCGAAGUUUUGGAUUAUUGCUUGUUUCCAUAGAGAGAGAAAAUAACGUUAGAGAGAGAAACAGAGGGGGAGAAAGGAGAGACCACAGAACCUCGCCGGGAAUAGCAGCGGUCAUCUUGGACCAGUAUUUUCUCCGAGGGUACCCAGCACUACUAGCAGCGCCUGAGAGAUAGCACCCAGACCAUCUCCCAUCGCGGACGGUAUUCAACCUCCAUUUAAUUGCAGAUCCGGAUUCUGAAGCAGAUCACUGUAGUUUCAUCUGUUUCAUUGCUCAGCAUCUCAGUAGGGUUUGCCUCCUACCUUUUCUAAGUCUCAUCUGUUUGUCGAAAUUCACCUUGCUUCUUUGUUGGGCUUACAUUUCGGAUGCCAUCGUGCGAAGUUUUGGAACACCCAGGUGAAGAAUAUGGUGGUUGAUUUCUCCGGGAACCUUUCCGAGGGGAUCCGGCGGAUUCAGGAAGCCAUCGAAGGUCUGCAUGUUGGCUUUCUCAUCAGCAACGUCGGCAUAUCCUACUCCUGUGCGAGGGUUUGAGAUCGUCUUCGGAAUCCUAUUCGAAGUUGCAGAUCCACGGUUCGGCGUUUGAUUGAGCAAUGGGGAAUCCCACUCUCUCUCUCUCUCUCUCUCACACACACACACACACACGCGCGAGCGCCCGCACACUUCUCAGCAUAAUCCACUUCGACAUGAAACGUUGAAAAUCUUUCUUUCUUUCACGCGGUCUAUUUUCUUUUCUUUUCUGCUGUUUCCAUUCACAUGAAUUUUUUAUUUUCUUUUGUAGAUUUCUUUCUUUUCUUGGCAUCCAAACACAGCCUAAUGGCCCUUUUCUUCACACACGGCAUGGAUUUUAUAACGUUUGAUUGGAAUCAGAUGAUGUGCUCUUUCAGUCUCCUGUGGAUCGAGUAGUCGAAACCUUUCUGGUAAAAUUAGACGUGCAGUCGUACCUCAGUCUCGCAGCACGGUAUCCGAUUACCGUCAGCCUGAUCUUUCAUGGCGUCCUCCAGCAAAAUAGAAGACGAUGGAGAAGAUGAGAUCUCAGAAGAGGAGAAAUGAACUUAUUCCACUUAAGGAAGUAACAUCUUUCAAAUCAUUAAUUUCUAUGGACUUGGUCAUGAAGAGAUCCGCAUAUGCCUUUCUAAUUGUGUCAUCAUCUCAUAGUCUGGGAGUUUUUAUUAGAGGACAGAACGUGGUCUUUUCGUUUCGUGAUGCAGCUUGAAGGAUUUGAUGAUUUUACUCUUGCCUCUUCAUGGGAAAGGUUCAUAUCUGAAAUUGAGGCUGUUUGUCGGUUGUGGUUGGCUGAUGGUCCAAAGAAUUUGUUGGAAAAGGGAGCAAUUAACUUGGAUUCUCCCAAAAACUUAUAUAAGGUGAAAUUUGAAAUGAAGUACAAUAUGAAAAGCUAUUGCAUGGAGUACUUCUUUGAGGCCAACAGUGAUGGUGAAACUGUGAACUGGAAUGAUGAUUUGCAUGAUUUGCAGUUAUCUUUUGGGGUAAAGAAGUUUUUGGUGAUUGCACCUAUAAGUGCUAGUGGGGUGGUCCUUGAUGCACCGGAGGCUAGUAAACUUCUAAGUGCAGUUUCGAUUGCAUUAUCAAACUGUGGCAGUACAUGGCCAGCAUUUGUUCCAGUCCACGAUCCUUCUCGAAAAGCAUAUAUUGGCAUCCAAAAUAUGGGGACUGUUUUUACUAGAAGGUUUGAGGCAGAUCGCAUUGGCAGCCAAGUUCCUGUUAGACUCAUGCAUUUGGAGGGGUUAUAUGAGCUAUUUGUUUCUAAGUUUUUCUUAGGCUCUAUAAUGUUGAGUUCUUUGGCACAAAAAAUCGGUGCUCUGAACUCUCAGAAUUGCUUCUGAUCAAAAGGCAGAGAAUCACAUGGGUCGUUUAAGUGAGGAGGGGCAUCAAUGUCAAAUGCCACUUCAAACAUAACAUUCCCCUAAAAAACCUCUCAUUACUCCUUCGUUCCUCUCUAUGCUUGAGUACGAAGUUGCAGAAGUGAGCGGCGAUUUUUUGCACGAGUUGAAGAAGUUCGCGGCGACCUCGAUCUCAACCUCUUCUCCUAAUUCGGUAAGUUAUCUUCAUAAUUUCUCUGCAGUCAAAGCUCUUGUUAUACAGUUCAUGAGUUGAAAAAGUAGAAUCUGCAAGAAUUAAGUGAGGAUUUCUCAAGUUAGGGUUUUGGAAAACACCCAACCCAACAAACAAGCCUUGAUGAACCAGCCGUUUUUGUUCAAUUGUUCCUUCCCUCAAUAAAUACUUUUGUGAAACAAAAACUUAUGGCUGGUGAUGAUCGAUUGUUAUGGGAUCCAGUGAUUGAAGGUUCAAAUUCUCGUUUUUGGGAUGGGGGCUCUUGUUCUAGUUCAAGGAGGAGAAGGGAGGGGAAGAAGCUAAAGAAGAUUGCGGUAUUGUGCUUCUCUAAUUUGUGAUCUAAGCCUUCAAAUCUCAUAUGGGGUUUUCUUUCUCUGGGCAAUGCUGAAUGAAUAAUAACUGGUACAUGCAAGAUAAAUUUGUUCACCUCCUGAUCACUCAAUUCAUAAGUUUAAGGCUUCUCCUUCAACAAUUUCUGCUAAUACUUUUAUUACAUUGUAAAAUUGUAAUAAUAAAAUGGGUUGUUGCUCAAAUGUCACAAUUUGAGGCUUGCUCAUCGUUUCUCGCUCGUUUCUGUGAUCCGUUUUGGCAAUUGGAUGGCAUUUUCUGUGAAUAUUUGUUUCUAACAGAAACGAUUAUGUUAAGUGCGAACCAUACAGGUUUCUAUUUCUUCCAGGUUACAAAAACUAUUUUUUUUUUCAGCUUUACCAUACAGCAUUUAAGGCUCAAAAUCACUCCAAAAUCAUAGAAAUACAAAAAAGUGUGCCGAACCCAUCAAGUUUUUAAAACAGAAACGUCACAGUACAGAUCCUAGGCAACCGAAGGCGUUGGAGGGUGCCCAGGUGACAAGGCGCCCGCCUAGGUGCACUAGGCAUGUAGUAUAUGACUAUUUGUAAUAUAGCAAUGAUAAUUAUAUGUAAUAUGCUUAUAUGCAACAUAGAAGCCAUAUCAAUAUGAUAUAUUUAAUGGCCUAAUUUGUGAAAACCAGCAUGUAAUAAUAGACAAGCAAUAGGAUAUAAUAUAAGCAUAUUCAUCCAAAAUUAAAUAAUAAACAUAAAUCAUUAUAAACUUGUGAAGUGUCAACAAGGCAUGUUGUCGCCUUGGACCCAAGAAAGAGCCUGGAUGCCUAGGCAACGGCUUGACAAGUAUGCUAUGGAGGUUACAUUUUUUGGCUACACAAAUUAAGAGAAUUUAUCGGGUAUGGUUAUCAUUUGAUGUCUAUAUAAUUGAGUUUAUCGGGUCUAUUGUUUCAUUUGUAUGACUUAAGUGGGCCUUGAGUAGUAAUUUGGAGCCACAAUUUUUUGUGACUUUCCAUUGCUUGUUUAUUGAAGUCUUUUAUUUUUCUUUUACUUUUUUUUAUUUUUUUAUUUUAUUUUUGGGUGGGGGGAGGGUUGAGAAGCUUAUAAUCCUGGAUUUCAAUUGGGGAGAAAAGGCAGGUUAUUCAUGUGGUAUUGGAAAAUCCUGACUUAAUCAGGCGAUGGCAUGGUUGCAGGUCUGACUUUGAGGAUCCAAACAUAAGCCUGGGAAGAAAGAAAGAAAGAAAUUGUUGUAUGAAGCUUUUAACAUGUUUAAUCAUAGUUUUUAAGGCGGUAAGGUGACGGAGGCAUUUGAGAGUCUUUCGGAGCGCCUUAGCGAUACGGCGGGCAUAAAGCGUUGCCUUAUC
This is a messenger RNA of Macadamia integrifolia, 4233 nucleotides long. Its product is annotated as rab3 GTPase-activating protein catalytic subunit-like. Gene Ontology annotation, biological process: positive regulation of GTPase activity. NCBI's taxonomy places the organism in Eukaryota, Viridiplantae, Streptophyta, Magnoliopsida, Proteales, Proteaceae. Gene Ontology annotation, molecular function: GTPase activator activity. The record is from RefSeq and is a predicted model, not a curated record. Bases 1703 to 2341 code for a protein of 212 amino acids. The transcript has 9 exons.